Messenger RNA from Hevea brasiliensis (rubber tree), 2445 nucleotides. RefSeq lists its product as uncharacterized. Gene Ontology annotation, molecular function: zinc ion binding. Lineage: Eukaryota; Viridiplantae; Streptophyta; Magnoliopsida; Malpighiales; Euphorbiaceae. The transcript is spliced from 8 exons. The coding region runs from base 281 to 1555 and encodes 424 amino acids. The record is from RefSeq and is a predicted model, not a curated record.
AAUGCCCAAGUCGUCCAGUGGACACGAAGGAACCCAGAAAAGCAAGUUGUCAUAUUCCAAGCGGACCUGUCUUGGCCACCACACCAAAUGCUCUCAUGCCUUAAGGCCCAUAAUUACCAAAACUCCAACUUUCAAUUAUCUUCUAUUUAUUGCUUCUAUCGUUUCUCUAUCUUUUCUGGGUUUCUGUUUAUUUACCCUUUUCUUUUCUUCUUCGUUGUAUAUAUUUUCUUUUUGGUCUCUUGAAAUUUUCCAAUAAUUCCUUUUUGAUUUGCCACCAAUUAUGCAAGCAACUCAAGCAGCCAACAAUGGAGUUGCAGAGAUUCCUUCACAGGGUGUUCUAAAACACAUGGAACCCUCCAACGAAGAAGUUUCAACUCCAGAACCAGGAGGAAGGCGCUUGGAUCUUUCAGUUCAGAUACCCCCUAGACCUAUAGGUUUUGGCACUAGUAGGAGUGGAAAAGGUUUAAUCCACUCCCAAAAUUCAAGUAAAGGCAGUUCAUCAUCUGGAGGUUUAUUGCGUGGUUUAAGCUUCAAGAAAAAAGGUGUUGUAGUUGUACCUGAUGGUGAGACUGAGCGGAGCUUUCUCAUCAAUUCAGAUCCUACUACAGCUCCAGAUAGUCCUGUUAUGGCCAGUCUCAGGUCUGCUUGGAAAAGAUGCACAUCUCUUCCUGUUAAACCUGCAUCAAACUUGUCACCUUCAGUUUCCACCCCCAUUUCUGCAAGAAUGCAUGGUGAAUCUCAUAAAACAAGUAAAGGAGCAGCUCAGGGAGUUGUUUCUAGGUCCCUCUCAGUGCCUGGGCAGAAUAUUGUAAUUGUGCGGUCUUCAUCUUUUGCUGCUCGCAAUGAGAAUGACGUGACAAAUCCAAGCAAUGAUCAAAUUUCUGUUCCUGUAGAAGUUGAUGAUGAAGAAAUUCCUGAAGAGGAAGCUGUAUGUAGGAUCUGUCUUGACGUAUGUGAAGAAGGAAAUACACUCAAGAUGGAGUGCAGUUGCAAAGGUGCUCUUCAACUUGUACAUGAAGAAUGUGCAGUUAGGUGGUUUAGCACAAAAGGAAAUAAGAGCUGUGAUGUAUGUGGGCAAGAAGUUAAGAACUUACCUGUAACUUUGCUUCGAGUGACGACCUCAGCUCAAAGCAACAACAGACAGGAACAGAGUAACCAUUUGAGGUCACAAUCUAUAAGUGCAUGGCAGGACUUUGUAGUGCUUGUCUUAAUUAGCACCAUAUGCUAUUUCUUCUUUCUGGAGCAAUUAUUGAUUCAUGACAUGAAGACUCAAGCGGUCACAAUUGCUGCACCAUUUGCAUUUACUUUAGGCCUUUUGGCAUCUAUCUUCGCCGUCAUUUUAGCAAUCAGAGAGUACAUAUGGACAUAUGCUGCUCUUGAAUUUGCACUCAUAGCCGUUUUUGUCCACUUAUUUUAUAGUAUGAGGAAUCAAUGCAGUGUUGGCUUGUGGAUUUAUGUGGUAACGUUAAUCCAGAAGGACGGUCAUUUCUUGUCCAUGAAGAUGCAAUGGUUUUCAUUACUUAUUGUUCAGUACAUGGUUGGUGUUGGAGGGUAAAGGAGAAACUGGUAAUUAGGAUAUCGUAUAGUUUCAGUAUUUUAAGCUGCAGGAUUUGGGUCAGAAACAAUUUAAAUACCAUAGGUGCUCUUUAAGGAUCAUUUUUGAAUUAAGCUUUUUAAAUAGGUUAUCUAACUAGCUCUGCUGCCAUAUUCCAGUACCAUCGAAACUUGGGAUUUCUAUACCAUCUUAGUUCCACUCUAUCCAUCUGCAGCCAUGCAACUAGACCUUUCAAGAACUAUAAGGGCAAGUUUUGCUAGUGACGUUUCCUUAGCACAACAUGAAAACUUGUUUUUCUUGUAUUCUGAUUCAUUCCCGCAGUCAAUCUUUAUACAGUUUUCUUCUUUUUAGAAUCUUUAAUUUCUAUUACUUCCAAUACAAAUGCAUCUCAAGGUCAGGUUUGUGAACCUUCUCAAAAUUUGCUCUUAUCAAAAGUUAAUUAGACAAGAGAACAUGAUGAAGCCCAUUCCAACUUAGCCAAGAGGUUGAUAAGAAAUGCCAGAACGCAAAGCUAUUGAGGAAAACCAUCACCCAUAUCAGAGGACCAAAAUCAGUAAGUGAUUGCCAAUUGCAGCUACAUUAAUGAGACAGCCAACUGCUCAAUUCCUCAUGAAAACAGCGUGCAAUUUUUCUAACAUCAAUAGUAAAUCUUGGUAAAUUUUUAAGUUGUAUGACAUUCAGGCUAUUUUCAUUUGCUUCACUGUUUCCAAUUUCUUUAUUUGGCUAUUUACACAUUGUUGGAAGUGGGAAUUAUUCCUUACACCUGACUAUUCUUCUUGGCGUGCUAGAGUUUCGAAUUUGACAGUGUAUCUCUGUUCUCUUGCUCUUUAGAUUAGUAAAGGAUAUUAGCUUUUAUUUUAGGAUACAUCUGAACUUUUUGAUUUCACUGA